Messenger RNA from Aedes aegypti (yellow fever mosquito), 1622 nucleotides. RefSeq lists its product as uncharacterized. The record is from RefSeq and is a predicted model, not a curated record. The coding region runs from base 290 to 1339 and encodes 349 amino acids. The transcript has 3 exons. Lineage: Eukaryota; Metazoa; Arthropoda; Insecta; Diptera; Culicidae.
AGAAGGUUAUGCUGUAUAUGCCGCAAAUCAUGUAAUCUGCAUCGGGUACCGCCAGCAAGAUGCAGUAAAUACGGAAGUCACUGGUUACGUGACUCAGACCUCGCAUCCUGGAUUGGCUCCACAUGAAGUGUUCUUGAAGCUGCAACAGGACAUUUCUAAAUGGACACUGAAAUGUUCUUGCAAAGCUGGAACAGCUAAAUGCAAGCAUAUUGUUGCAUGUUUGCUCCAUAUAGAGAAACACCCAAAACUCGAAUACCUUUCAUGUACAGACGUGAAACAAGCAUGGGGUAUGACCAAAUCGAGGAAACCGGUGCCUUGGAGGGCAAAGCGAAUCAAGGACCUAUGCUGCGUGACUCAACCAUAUGGCCUUCCUUGCUCUGUUUCAAACAGUCAAACCGAGGAGGAAAUUUUGUCCACGUCGUUCAACCGAAUUUUAUCAGUUUCGAAACAAUCAGCAAUCUUCAAACAUAUUGAAGGGCGUUUUUUGAACGAGCUCAAAACGUAUCCUAAUCGAGCCUUGCAGAAUUCAGUUGAAGGUGACGAAUUGAAUAUCUACAUCACUGAAGAAGAACUCACACGAUGCCUGAACCUGAACUUGUCCAAAAUUUAUGUUCAGGAUUGUAAUAUGAGUUCAUUCGAACAAUCGGAAUAUUAUAAAAAUUACGUUAAUGUUGAUAUCACUAAGGUAAUAAGAAUUGCAUUGGAAACACGUGACCAAUCAACCAAUGACUGGAAAAUUCACCGUACCAAGAGAAUUACGGCAAGUUCGGCUUACAAAUUAUUCACCUAUCUUAAAAAUAAAAACCCAGAUUGGGGUAAAAAAAUUGAGCAAUAUUGGGAUAUAAAAGGAAUAAAUGUUAAAGCCACUAAGUAUGGAAAGGACACCGAACAACUUGCAUAUGACUGCUACAAGAAAAAUCGUAAUCCUCUUGUGAAAAAAUGUGGCUUGGUGGUUCACCCCAAUGAGUGUUGGAUAGCUGGCUCUCCAGAUGGCGUCGACGUUUAUUCUCAGGUGCUGCUUGAAAUCAAAUGUCCAGGCAACGAAGAAAUGUCGUUAGCGGACCUCUUGGACUCUGCUGCUGUUAGACGAUAUAUCAAAAAUUCUACCACAUCAGAUAUUAAAUUGUCCGAGCAGCAUAUGUACUAUUGUCAAAUUCAGAUAAACAUGUGGAUAUUGAAUUGUAUUACAUGCGACUUCAUCAUAUACUCUAAAAAAGAUGAUGAUUUUAUAGUAAUCGAAGUUCCGUUUGACAAAAGCUUCACACAAAAUAUGAUAAAUGAAUUGAAAAAACUGUACUUUAACCGUAUGCUGUCACAAUUAGUUAAGAAUAAUGUUUAAAUUAUGCUGAGAGUAAAUAUGGUUUGUUUUGCGAAUAACUUAUUUCUAAAAUAAAGAAAUCAUCAACUAAUGGAAAUCUUUAUUAAGUUUCAGUAUUUAUAGUGAUGGUAAAGAAUACAAUUGACAAUUAUAUAUGUUUAUAAUGUAUAUUUUUUAUGACAAGGACCUAACCAGGAUUGAUCUUCUUGGCAUACUUUCCUAUUUAUCUCAAAUUCGGUGUAAAUAUUUCGCUCACUUCUUGAUUUUAUUUGGUUCUUCACUUGGUUUAUGUUUAAUUAUUCAA